This is a messenger RNA of Psylliodes chrysocephalus, 609 nucleotides long. The record is from the annotation of a GenBank genome assembly. NCBI's taxonomy places the organism in Eukaryota, Metazoa, Arthropoda, Insecta, Coleoptera, Chrysomelidae.
AUGAACAAAAAAGACCAGUGCAACACAUGUUUUUCGUAUAAAUAUAAAAAUGAAACUGAAGAGAAGUGGAAAAUUCAUGUAGCUAAUAAAGAAAAGGCUAGGAAGGCAAAGACAACAGACAAAGAAUUAGCUGAAAAGGGGAAAAUUGUGGCAGUAACAAUGGACUUACAGGCAGUCAAACUAGCGCCAUUUUUGCCAGCUAGAAAAAUCUAUUUUAAAACAAAACUGUGUUGUCACAAUUUUACUUUAUACAAUUUGGCCACUCGUGAUGUAACUUGCUACUGGUUUUCUGAGGACCAAAACAAUCAGCUACAAGCUUCUACGUUUACUUCUUGCAUAAUAGAUUUAUUGGAGAAAAAUUGUUUGACCCCUGACAAGUUGCCCAUUAUUAUCUAUUCUGAUGGUUGUGGCUUUCAGAAUAAAAACAAUAUUUUGUCCAACGCUAUUUUAAACUUUUCCAUCAAACACCAAAUAUUUGUAUACCAGAAGUAUUUAGAGCCGUGUCACACUCAAAUGAAGUGUGACUCGGUUCAUAGCAUAAUAGAGAGAAAACUACGUCAUCGCGAAAUACAUUUACCAAGUGAUUACGCUUACGUUACUAAAGAUUAA